AUGUCCACUAUGCCAGAAGACAUUGUCAGUGCUCCCGAAAACCCAUACCCCGACUUUGAAGAAGCAUUUAGAAUCAUCAAAAUAGAUGACUAUCAUUAUAAAGGAGCCCAUUCAUUAACCCUUCCAAUAAAACAAGCUCGUGGAGUAUAUGGAGGCCACAUGAUUUCACAAUCCUUAUUAGUAGCAAUAGAAUCAACCCGUAACCCGCAAACCAACAAAGUCAUGAUUCCCGAUUCUUAUCAUCUGUAUUUCAUCGGUGCAGGAAGUGCAAAAACUCCCAUGAAUUAUGCAGUUGAGAAAAUAUAUGAUGACGAAAUGAUGAGUAAACGAUACAUCACCUCCGAACAACAAGGCAGAAAGAAAUUGGUGUGUAUGGUAUCCUUGCGGAAACCAGGUACUACUCCAUUACAUAAACGAGAUUUAGAUGAAAGUAUCCCCGUCCCACCCCUCCAAGCAAAAUAUCCCGAUAUAAAUAAAUUAUAUCAAGUUGAACAUCUGGGAUUUGUUAGAAAUGCAUACUCCAAAGAAUUUAUGGACUAUCGAGAAUGUCCCGAAGAGAAAGAUCAAUAUGCAAGUGAAAGAUGGUUAACUGUCUUUGGCGGGAUUAAAAACAUUCCUGAACCAGGGACUGAACAUGAAACGAUUGUGGAACAUUUACCUAAUGCCAUAAAUGAAACUGAACCAGUAACUAAAACAAUCCUUAGACCUUUACAUUCAAAAUCAUUCCGGGACCCUAUGUUUAAUUAUGUCGGAUUGGCAAAUUUAUCCGAUUCGGCAUUCAUAACUACCAUGCCUAGGAUAUUACAUCUUCCUUGGGAUCCUUCAAUUGAAAGAAGUGGAACUUAUGAUAGUGGAACUGAUGCAUUGUUAUUAAUGAGACAUUCUUUGAAUGUAUUACAUAUUUUUCAUUACAAUGCAAUGUCAUUGGAUCAUCAUAUGUAUUUUCAUAAUGAUGAUUAUACUCCAAAUGAUGAAAGUUCAUUUGAUGUUUGUAAAGAUUGGUUGACUUUUACUUAUCAAAUGAAAAGAUUACUGAAUAGUAGAUUAUUAUGUAGAGGUUAUUUCUUUAACGAUAAAGGGAAAUGUGUUGCUACUGUUGUUCAAGAAGGGUUAGCAUUGGUUUAUGAAGGAGUAGGAGAAACUGCUGAUAAAACUAAGUUAUAG
Molecule: messenger RNA, 1164 nt
Organism: Hemisphaericaspora subhashii
Lineage: Eukaryota; Fungi; Ascomycota; Pichiomycetes; Serinales; Debaryomycetaceae
Exons: 1
Coding region: 1-1164 (387 amino acids)
Biological process (GO): fatty acid catabolic process; acyl-CoA metabolic process
Cellular component (GO): peroxisomal matrix
Molecular function (GO): fatty acyl-CoA hydrolase activity
Source: RefSeq, a predicted model, not a curated record